CGUAGGAGGGGGUGGGCCCUAUAUUCGUCCCAAAGCCAAGUCGCCCGUUCUGCCGCCUCACAAAGUGGGUAUCCAGAUGCUGGGAAUCUUGUUCAAUUCUCGCGGGCGUUGUAUUUCCCUCGGCACGACAGAAAAACAACUCACUUGGCCGUCCACGAUAUAAGCGACCAGUAUGCGGCGGCUACGGGCAGCUUUCCCAUCGGGAGCACCCGCCACGUAUUAGCCGUGGGUGGUAUACCGAAGCCGCAAAGUAAUGGACCAGAUGAGACGACCGUCGCGUACGAUGUGAAUUUGAGCCUGCGCGAUGAGCAUGCGGUGGCGGGAACAGUGAAAUGCCGGACACCAUUAAUUCCGGCUGAUAUAGACUUAACGAUAUCAAACACCGAAGAAGAAGCUGCUGUCUUAAGUACAAGGAGUGUAUAUCCAACCAAGAUACCCCUACACGUCACGUAUCCCAUUACUCCCUCGUCAACCCGCAUCGGCACCGUCAAACAUCCCUAUUUCACCUUCGAAAUUCCCAAUGAUGACAGUAAGCCAACCAUCUUCCAAUGGCAGAUUCAUCCCAAGGAGCACGGGCGUUUGCGGUAUACACUUGUCCGCAACCCCGAGGGAUCCAGCAGUCCUGAUAUCCAGGCUGUAUACUACCACCUCGGGCUCGACGACUCCUUCGCUCUAUUGUUUAGUGAGGGUAUACUACUUCUCCCUGCUGGUCAAAGCUCGGUAAAAGAAGAAUUUGCGGUGACUAGUGUUCUGGCGAUGCUGUGGCGGCUGCGGGAACUCCAUCGGGGAAAGGGUAAGGUUGGGGGAAGAAAGAGAACAAACUGA
Messenger RNA from Penicillium coprophilum, 825 nucleotides. RefSeq lists its product as uncharacterized. The record is from RefSeq and is a predicted model, not a curated record. The annotation marks the transcript as partial. NCBI's taxonomy places the organism in Eukaryota, Fungi, Ascomycota, Eurotiomycetes, Eurotiales, Aspergillaceae. The transcript has 2 exons.